This is a messenger RNA of Oreochromis aureus, 1983 nucleotides long. RefSeq names its product zinc finger protein OZF-like. The coding region runs from base 17 to 1258 and encodes 413 amino acids. Gene Ontology annotation, biological process: regulation of transcription by RNA polymerase II. The record is from RefSeq and is a predicted model, not a curated record. The transcript has 4 exons. NCBI's taxonomy places the organism in Eukaryota, Metazoa, Chordata, Actinopteri, Cichliformes, Cichlidae. Gene Ontology annotation, molecular function: RNA polymerase II cis-regulatory region sequence-specific DNA binding; DNA-binding transcription factor activity.
UACUACAGAGAAAACAAUGAGCUCAACACAGAAGGACCAACAUGGAGCGAGAAGUCAGCGCUCUCAGGAGGCCGACAAACCUCACAGAAGAAAGAGAGAGAAAACACACACCUGUGACGAGUGUGGAAAGGAUUUUGCUGUGAAGGGUUUACUAACACAGCAUCAGGUCAUCCACACUGGAGAGAGGCCGUUCAGCUGUGACUUGUGUGGAAAGUCUUUUUCCAGGAAGGGUUCCCUAAAACAACACCAACUCGUCCACAGUGGAGUUAAAGCGUACAGCUGUGAUCAGUGUGGGAAGGGUUUUACUGUGAAGGCUUCACUAAAACAGCAUCAGGUCAUCCACACUGGAGAGAGGCCGUUCAGAUGUGACUUGUGUGGAAAGUCUUUUUCCUGGAAGCAUUCCCUAAAAGAACACCAACUCAUCCACAGUGGAGUUAAAGCGUACAGCUGUGAUCAGUGUGGGAAGGGUUUUACUUUGAAGGCUAACCUAAAAAAGCAUCAGGUUAUCCACACUGGAGAGAGGCCGUUCAGCUGUGACUUGUGUGGAAAGUCUUUUUCCUGGUCGCGUUCCCUAAAAGAACACCAACUCAUCCACAGUGGAGUUAAAGCGUACAGCUGUGAUCAGUGUGGGAAGGGUUUUACUCAAAGUAGCAGCUUACAGAGUCAUCUAGUUACCCACUCUGGAAUUAAGGCAUACAGCUGUGACAUCUGUGGAAAAACUUUCAGCCAGAGAGGAAGCCGAAAUAUACACCUACGCAUUCACACCAGACAUGAUGUGUACAGCUGUGAACAGUGUGGCAAAUACUUUGCUAAAGACAAACAUUUGCAACAACACAUGUUUAGCCACACUGAGGGACAACCUUAUAAAUGUAACCUGUGUGAGAAGACUUUUAAAUCUCCACAUUACUUGAAACUACACCAACAGAUCCACACCAGAAAGAGACUCUACAAGUGCAGUUACUGUGAGAAGCAGAGCGACACAGAUGGAUCCAGUUCUCAACCCUGUCAUCACUGUGGUGGUGGGAAAGAGUUUCGUUGUGACCUCUGUGGAAAAACUCUCAGUUGCCAAGCCACCCUAAAAACACAUCAACGUAGACACAGUGGAGACAAACUGAAAUACUGCAAAGAAUGUGGGAGAAGCUUCACCAGAUCAUAUCACUUAAAGAAACAUGAACUGAUUCACAGUGGGGUUAAAAAGCACCUCUGUAAUCAGUGUGGGUCAUCCUUCACCACUGCAGGAUUUCUGUGGCUGAAGUAAAAUUCCCUCCAUCCAUCACUUAUCCCAGCUAAGCCAAAGUAAAAUAAAGUUUUGCUCAUCUUAAAAAAGCAUUACAAUAAUGGGCAUUACCAAUGCAAACUGAAUAAUACAGAAGAUGAAAGAAUAGACUUUGAUCAGUUAAUAAAGCUCAUGAUCUUGAUUAUUGUGGCUGCUACACAGAUACUUCUGGGUCAUUUCUCUCAGUUAGGAACCUUCCUCACCAAAACUGACUGUUGGACCACACCCCUGGUUUCAUGAGAAAUUGUUUCAGCCAUGAUUUCUCUUCCUGUAUUUCAGAGUAAAGACUGUAAAGACUGACACACCUCGUUAUUGGACUGAUUUCUACUGCUGGACUACUCCUGGGGAGAGUAACAAUACUCUUACUAAUUAGCUCCCUUUCACACCUUUGGGGAUAUUUAUUUUUGUGCUUGCAGCGCUGUGAGCCAGAACAGCGAGAGAAAAAUCUGCAACAGCAACGAGCUGAAUGCUUAAGUGAAUCCCAGCAGCUGCACAUGUGCUACGCUGAUUUAGAGGAUAUCUUUGCUCUGGAUUUAUAUUAAUACUUUUUCAUUUCUAUAGGAUUCUUCUUGCAUCUAAACAAAGAUGAUUCAAUUUGAUAAAUUUUGAAGCCUCUUCUUGCUUUCGGUGUAAAUGAGAUGUAAUAUUUGCUCUUGGUUUGGUUUUCCUGUACAGAACCUUGCAGUACAACAGAAACCUAAAAACAU